AUGUCCUACUACGAACCGCAGGCGUGGCAGGCGCCUGUGCGCCAGGCGUCCUGGGAGCAACCACCGCCACCGUCGAGAUCAGGCGCCAGCUCCACCUCCCAGAGAGAAGAUACUACUGCCUUUUCCAUUCAAUACGAAGAGGUGGACCGGGCAAUUGAUAAUCUCUUGAAGAGUGGGAAAUUUUAUUCACCAGCGCCACGACAGGGCCCAAACUCAGCUUACCGGCCUGGUAAUGACUAUGCACACCGGGCGCAUCACGGCCGACAGUCCGUCGGCGAUUUCGACCCCAGCCGUCCUCAUUCCGGCUCUAAUCUACAGAACUUUUACGCUUCUCAGCGCCAUCAAGGAAGACACAAUGAUGCCGAUCAUAUGCUACAAGCAAAGCGGAGGAUGGCAGCUCAACGGGAGCGAGAGCUGCGGAACUAUCACCAAGAACAACAAUACAAUCGAAGUGUUUUAGCUGAAAUGUCAUCCAAUAAGUCGGAUCGAUCGAUGAGCCCUAGCACUCUGAGUGAGGAAGGCCGCCGCGACUUGAUUGCACGCCAGCAUCGUGCACUUUACGGAGGCGAAGGCGCCGCGUUUGUGGGGCAGACUCCUUAUGGUAUUGAGGACGUGGGCACUCGGGACCAGCCUGGCACGGUUCCGAAUAAUGCGCCAUCGACUGCUCACGGAGCCUCUCCAAGAUCAGCCGACCCUUUCAAUGUUCCUGGCCAGACUUCGCAGAAUGAGCAAAACACUGUUUCCGGUCAAGACACUUCCAGGACUGAAAAAGCUAACUCUCCGUCAGGCCCAGCUGCUCCAGGGUUUGGGUCUUUUGAUGCCCCAAUUCAGUCCUCGAGUGGUAAAUCGGCUAGUCCAACCUCCGGGGAAGAAAUCUCCCAUUCUAGACAGAUCUCUAAAUCAACGACUGCUCCUAUAUCUGGGGGCAUGGGACCAAUUGGGUCCCGCCCAAACGCGCAGGGAGCACCUAAUCAGUCCCUCAACAAGCGUACGACUUCCCCCCUUCCGUCUUCGCUGAGCUACAAUUUCGCAAACAACGAGCAGAUCAGCGAUCGAGCCCCGUCGUCAAACUCGAAUUCGAAUGCUCCAAAAGAGUCUUCCUCGGGUUCAGGAAUGGGCGCAUGGGGCACCGGAAGCGGAGUCUGGGGCAACAACAAGAUUGGCACGACCUCGGUAUGGGGUUGA
Exophiala aquamarina CBS 119918 is the source of this 1185-nucleotide messenger RNA. RefSeq lists its product as uncharacterized. The transcript is spliced from 5 exons. NCBI's taxonomy places the organism in Eukaryota, Fungi, Ascomycota, Eurotiomycetes, Chaetothyriales, Herpotrichiellaceae. The record is from RefSeq and is a predicted model, not a curated record. Bases 1 to 1185 code for a protein of 394 amino acids.